GCGGCGUGGUGUAUUGUUAUUGUAGUUUCUAAAAAUUGAAAUAAAUUGACGCAAUAAUUAUGGCAGGCGUACUAUUUGAAGAUAUAUUUAAUGUAAAAGACAUGGAUCCCGAAGGAAAGAAAUUCGAUCGAGUCAGUCGAUUACAUUGCGAAUCGGAAUCAUUCAAAAUGGAUUUAAUAUUGGAUAUUAAUUCGUGGAUUUAUCCCAUGGAAUUGGGAGAUAAGUUUAGAUUAGUGUUAGCUACGACACUCAGAGAGAACGGUUAUCCUGAUGGAGGGGAAUGGAAUCCUUUAGAAACGGAAGGAAACAGAGCAGACAGUUUUGAGUAUGUUAUGUCGGGGAAAGUGUAUAGGAUAGAAGGAGAUGAAGCAGCAAUGGAGCCAGCGUCUAGGUUGGCUGCUUAUGUCUCCUUUGGUGGCCUUCUAAUGCGACUGCAAGGGGAUGCUAACAAUUUACACGGCUUCGAAGUUGACCAGCACAUGUAUCUACUAAUGAAGAGAUUGGCUUUUUAAUUAUAUUAAAAUUUAUUGUAAGGUUAUAAAAUUAAGAGUAUAAAUAAAUAUUUUUUUAAGAUAA
Messenger RNA from Papilio polytes (common Mormon), 576 nucleotides. RefSeq lists its product as uncharacterized. Gene Ontology annotation, biological process: DNA-templated transcription. NCBI's taxonomy places the organism in Eukaryota, Metazoa, Arthropoda, Insecta, Lepidoptera, Papilionidae. Gene Ontology annotation, cellular component: RNA polymerase I complex; RNA polymerase III complex; RNA polymerase II, core complex. The transcript has 2 exons. Gene Ontology annotation, molecular function: DNA-directed RNA polymerase activity. The coding region runs from base 60 to 512 and encodes 150 amino acids. The record is from RefSeq and is a predicted model, not a curated record.